UAUAUAAAGGAUGGCCAUAGAGGGACUUCUGUCCUUCCCUCUUAGCCACCAUGGGGCUAAGGCUUACCAGCCUUUUGACACUAUGGCUGGCCAUCUGCUAUGCAUCUGAAGUUAGAAAAGGAAGAACUUCUAGCCAUGGCCACUAUGUCUGCAGUACUUGGGGGAACAACCACUUCAAAACCUUUGAUGGAGAUUUCUACCAGUUUCCUGGUGUCUGUGAAUACAACUUUGUUUCUGACUGCCGUGAAUCUUACCAGGAGUUCUCUGUCCAUAUCCAGCGUGAGCUGAAUCAGCAAGGGCACCCUGACAUUCAAUAUGUCCUUAUCACAAUUAAGGAUGUUGCAAUCUACCUCACUCACAAGAUGGUGGUGGUGGAUGGGCAAAUUGCAAGGACUCCGUACUAUCAUUCUGGUAUUAUGAUUGAGAAGAAUGAUAUGUAUACCAAACUCUAUGCCAGAGUGGGCCUAGUUUUGAUAUGGAACAGAGAAGAUGCUUUGAUGAUUGAACUGGACACCAAGUUUAACAACGGUACUUGUGGUCUUUGUGGGGAUUACAACGGCCAGCAGGUUUACAAUGAAUUUCUCUCUGAUGGACUGAGCUACAAUCCAAUCACAUUUGGAAACCUACAGAAGAUUAAUAAACCCAAUACAGUAUGUGAAGACCCUGAUGAGACACAACCUAUUGAAUCUUGCAACCAACAUCGUGAGGAGUGUGAGAAGCUGCUGACUGCUCCGGCUUUUGCGGAUUGUCAGUCCCGCCUGAAUCUGGAACAGUAUAUCCAAGCUUGCAUGCAGGACAGAUGUGCUUGCCAGCAAACAGAGGACUCCUUCUGCCUUUGCAGCACCAUCUCAGAGUUUUCCCGCCAGUGUUCCCACGCUGGUGGCAAUCCUCAGAACUGGAGGACAUCACACCUGUGUCCUAAGUCAUGUCCUGGAAACAUGAUCUACCUGGAAAGUGGCUCACCCUGUAUGGACACCUGUUCACACCUGGGGAUCAGCAAACUAUGUGAAGAACACUACAUGGAUGGCUGUUUUUGCCCUGAAGGCACAGUAUAUGAUGAUAUCACUGGGAAAGGCUGCGUGGCCACAAGCCAGUGUCACUGCAAACUUCGUGGGCAAUUAUUCCCCCCUGGUAAAAACAUCACCAAUGACUGUGAAAGCUGCACCUGCCAAUCAGGUAGAUGGAUAUGCCAGGAUUUACCCUGUCCCAGUAAAUGUGCAGUGGAGGGAGGAUCUCACAUUACUACCUUUGAUGGAAAGAAGUACACCUUCCAUGGUGACUGCUACUAUGUGCUGAGCAAGAGCAUACAGAAUGACUCACAUGCCCUCUUGGGAGAACUAGGCCCAUGCGGUUCUACUGACAAGCAGACAUGCCUAAAGACGGUGGUUCUGUUAAUAGAUGAGAAGAAAAACGUCGUAGUUUUCAGAUCAGAUGGUACCGUAUUACUGAAUGAAAUAGAAAUUCAUUUGCCUCAUGUAACAGCCAGCUUCACAGUUUUCCAGCCAUCUUCAAACUACAUUAUUGUGCAGGCGACCUUCGGCCUCAGGCUGGAGAUCCAGCUGGUUCCAGUUAUGCAGCUCUUUGUCAUUGUGGACCAGACUGCCCAGGCAACUCUCCAAGGUCUUUGUGGGAAUUACAACGGAAUAGAAGGAGAUGACUUCAAAACAUCAAGUGGAUUAAUAGAAGCAACAGGGGCUUCCUUUGCCAACACGUGGAAAGCACAAGCCAGCUGCAGCGAUAAGUUGGAUAACUGGGACCACCCUUGUACACUUAGCGUUGAGAAUGAAAAGUAUGCUGAACAUUGGUGCUCUUUGUUGAAAAGCACAGAAACUCCUUUUGCCAGAUGUCACUCAGUCAUUGAUCCAACAGAUUAUUAUAAGCGCUGCAAAUAUGAUACCUGUAAUUGUAAUGCCAACGAAGAAUGUAUGUGUGCUGCCCUAUCAUCAUACGCAAGAGCCUGUGCCUUCAAAGGGGUCAUGUUAUGGGGCUGGAGAAAGAACGUCUGCAACAAAGAAGAAUCCUCUUGCCAAGCCAGCCAAGUCUUCCGUUACAAUUUGACUUGCCAGCAAACUUGCCGCUCUCUUUCUGAUGGUCAUAAGCACUGCUUGAAAGGGUUUACUCCAGUAGAUGGCUGUGGCUGCCCUGAUAAAUCCUAUAUGGACGACAAUGGCAAAUGUGUGCCAAUUGCUCAGUGCCCGUGCUAUUACAAGGGUGUGCCCCUAAAUCCUGGAUAUGUGAUAAUGAAACAGGAUGAGCGCUGUGUUUGCAGACAUGGAAGAUUUCAUUGUGUGUCAGUGGACGUACCCCAUGAACACUGCUCACCCAACAUGACAUAUUUUGACUGCAACAACUUUGACAGUUGGUCUUCCCAAACACCAGUACAUCUUAGCUGCCAAACACUGGGAAACGAUCAGUUCCAGACAGAGUGUGUUUCAGGAUGUGUGUGCCCUGAUGGAUUGAUAGAUGAUGGCAGAGGGAGAUGCGUCCAAGAACAGGACUGCCCAUGCAUUCAUAACAAAGUAUUUUACUCCCCCGGAGAAACAGUAAAUGUGGACUGCAACACAUGUACUUGUCAAAGAGGAAGCUGGAAGUGCACCACCAAUUCAUGCUUUGGGACAUGUACUGUGUAUGGGAGUGGCCAUUACAUCACGUUUGAUGGAAAAUUCUAUGACUUUGAUGGCAACUGUGAAUAUGUGGCUUCUCAGGAUUACUGUGGAAACAGCGAUUUGGAGGGAACAUUUAGUAUCAUCACAGAGAAUGUCCCCUGUGGAACCACUGGAGUCACCUGUUCCAAGGCCAUUAAAGUUUUCCUUGGGAGCACUGAAUUAAAGUUGGAAGAUAAACAAAUAGAAACAUUUGAGAUGAAUACUACUAGCACUGUGACUUACUGGAUCCGUGAGCCAGUUGGGCUGUACAUUGUAAUAGAAACCAGCAAUGGUGUUAUUCUCAUCUGGGACAGGAAGACUACUAUUUUCAUCAAGCUGGCACCCUAUCUUAAAGGAAAGGUCUGUGGCUUAUGUGGCAACUUUGAUGGCAAGGCCAGUAAUGACUUCACUUCAAGGGACAUGGUCCAAGAAAUGAGUGCACUGGCAUUUGGAAAUUCAUGGAAAAGGGAUGCUGCAUGCCCUGAUGUUGAUGUAGACCCUGAGCCCUGUGAAAAGAAACCUCAUCGCAAAUCCUGGGCAGAGAAAGAAUGCAGCCUCAUCAAAAGUGUUGUAUUUGCAGAAUGUCAUUCAAAAGUGGCUCCAGAUCAGUACUAUGAAGCGUGUGUACAUGAUGCUUGUGCCUGUGACUCUGGAGGCGACUGUGAGUGCUUCUGUACUGCAGUGGCUGUCUAUGCACAAGAAUGCCUCAAAGCUGGAGCUUGUGUCUACUGGAGGACUCCUGACAUAUGCCCAAUCUUUUGUGAGUACUGGAAUCCUACAGAUAUAUGUGAAUGGCACUAUGAGCCUUGCGGAAGUGAUAUUGUUACCUGCAAGAUGCUUAAUCAAGUCAGCACCAACUUUUCAGUGCCAUAUCUGGAAGGUUGCUACCCACGAUGUCCUCCGGAGAAGCCUAUCUACAUCGAAGAGACCAACACAUGUGGGACAAGUGAUAUGUGUGGCUGCUAUAUUGACGAUGUUCACUAUGGAUAUGGGCAGCGUAUACCCACAGAUGAUCUGUGUACAAAUUGUUUCUGUGUUUCUGCUGGAGUAACGAAAUGUGAACCCCGAGGAGGUUGCUGCAUAUAUGAUGGCAAAGAAUACAAAGAAGGAGAAAUAAUAAUAAAUGAGAGAAAUGGAUCUUUUUGUUUCGACAUAAAAUGCACAAUCAAUGGCACUUGGGUAGUUGAAGACAUGAAACCCUGCAGUACAACCGCCCCUCCCACAACUACUCUUUCAACUACCCCUUCCAUCACCACCACCACUACUACUACCACAACUGCCACUACAACCUCCACUACACUCUCUUCAACGUCUCAGUGCUUAAUGCUUGCCUGUGAAUGGAGUAAAUGGUAUGAUGUCAGUAUACCCGAAGAAGGACCAGAAGGUGGUGACUUUGAGACAUAUGAUGCCAUAAGAAUUAAAGACGGAAGCAGCUUUUGUCCAUCAGCUCCACAAAACAUAGAGUGCAGAGCUAAAAAUGCACCUGAUACGGAUAUUGCAGAAUUGGAACAGAAAGUGGACUGUAAUGUCACUUAUGGGCUGAUUUGUAGAAACAAAGACCAAGAUCAGACCCUCUGGACCCUCUGCUAUAAUUAUGAGAUACGUGUCAACUGUUGUCAAAUCAUUCCUUGUGUUGGUAGUACGACCACUACUCCCACCACUACUCCCUCCACUACUACCACUACCACUACACCAACUACCACUACCCCUACACCAUCUACCACCACCACAACUACCACUCCUACCACUACCACUACUUCCACGCCGUCUACCACGACGCCAACAGUUUGUCCCCCCAUUGAAGAAUGUUUAUGGUCUGAGUGGAUUGAUAUCAGUUUCCCACAAUAUGGCCCACAGUAUGGUGACUAUGAAACCUUUGACAACAUCAGGGCAGCCAACAUACAGAUCUGUGAAAGGCCAGAAAACAUAUCGUGCAGAGCACUGAAAUUUCCUGAUUACUCCAUCAAGGAAUUGGGGCAAAAAGUGGAAUGUGAUGUUUCAACUGGACUUAUAUGUCACAAUAAAGAUCAGGUUCCUGGGCCUGUGUACCCUGUAGAUAUGUGUCUCAACUAUGAAAUCAGUGUAUAUUGCUGCCGGGACAUACCGGUAGAUGAUUGUACAACUACACCAUCAACCACAACUCCUACCGCAACUCCUACCACAACAACAACUACCACUUCUACCACUACCUCUACUCCAUCUACCACCACAACUACUACUACUACUUCCACACCAUCAACCACGACACCACCAACUACUACUCCUACCACCACACCACCUUGGGAUACCUCUACCACUACACCAACUGCCACUUCCACCACUACCACAUCUACCACUACCUCAGCACCUACCACUACCACUACUACUCGUUCCACCAUGACAUCCACCCCCACACCAUCUAUUGACACCUCUACCCCCUCACUACCUACUACUACGCCAACUACCACUGCUACUACUACCUCCACUGCACCUACAACUACACCAACUACCACUCCAACCACUACAUCUACAGUAACAACCACUACGCCAACUACCACUCCAACCACCACCACUACUACAGGAUCUACUUCAGGUAAUGAAUUUUUACUUCUUGAUUCUGCUUUCAAAAGAGCUAUUUCUAUCUGUUGUUGUUUCACUGCAGUUUGUCCCCCCAUCGAAGUAUGUUCAUGGUCCGACUGGAUUGAUAUCAGUUUCCCACAAUAUGGCCCACAGUAUGGUGACUAUGAAACCUUUGACAACAUCAGGGCAGCCAACAUAGAGAUCUGUGAAAGGCCAGAAAACAUAUCGUGCAGAGCACUGAAAUUUCCUGAUUACUCCAUCAAGGAAUUGGGGCAAAAAGUGGAAUGUGAUGUUUCAACUGGACUUAUAUGUCACAAUAAAGAUCAGGUUCCUGGCCCUGUGUACCCUGUACAUAUGUGUCUCAACUAUGAAAUCAGUGUAUAUUGUUGCAAGGAAAUAAUUGAUUGCACAACUACACCAACUCCUACCACCACCACAAGUACAACUACCACCACAACUCCAAGUACCACUACAUCAACUACCACUAUCUCUACAACUACAGAGUGUGUCGUGUGUGAUUGGUCUUCUUGGAUUAAUACGGAUUCCCCAAAUGCUGACAAGGAUGGUGGUGACAAUGAAACUUAUGAUAAAAUCAGGGAACAUGGUAUAAACAUCUGCCUUCAGCCAGCCAACAUUUCAUGCAGAGCAAAAGAUUUGCCUGACACUUCACUUGAGGAAUUGGGACAAAAAUUGGUAUGUGACGCUUCUGUAGGACUCAUCUGUAAAAACACAGACCAAGUCCCAGGUGGUGUGGCACCAACUUGUCUCGAUUACGAAAUUAGUGUUUAUUGCUGCAGAGACUGUUCUACCACCACAGUCUCUACCACCACAGUCUCGACUACAACCAGCACUCCCUACACUGGAAGUACAAAUAAAACUACACCAGUUACAACAACAACAACAACAACAGAAGAAACAACAACAACAGUACCUUGUACAACUGAAGAACCAGAUAUAGGGUCCACUUCAGAACCAUCCACUGCUGUUACUACCACCAAGUUCUCAACUACCACGAAGACUAUUCCCACAACCACAUCAACACCACCAACAACUACCACUUCCACCCCAACUCCAAGUACGACUACACCCACACCAUCAACCACCACCAGCACUGAACCUCCUACAACAACCACAACAACCACUACUACUCUCCCUCCAAGUACAACGACACCAACACCAUCAACCACCACCACCAGCACUGAACCUCCUACAACAACCACUACUACUCCCCCUCCAAGUACAACGACACCAACACCAUCAACCACCACCAGCACUGAACCUCCUACAACAACAACCACAACAACCACUACUACUCCCCCUCCAAGUACAACGACACCAACACCAUCAACCACCACCACCAGCACUGAACCCCCUACAACAACCACAACAACCACUACUACUCCCCCUCCAAGUACAACGACACCAACACCAUCAACCACUACCACCAGCACUGAACCUCCUACAACAACCACAACUACCACUACUACUCCCCCUCCAAGUACAACGACACCAACACCAUCAACCACCACCACCAGCACUGAACCUCCUACAACAACCACAACAACCACUACUACCACUACUACUCCCCCUCCAAGUACAACGACACCAACACCAUCAACCACCACCACCAGCACUGAACCUCCUACAACAACCACAACAACCACUACUACUCCCCCUCCAAGUACAACGACACCAACACCAUCAACCACCACCACCACCGAACCUCCUACAACAACCACUACUACUUCCCCUCCAAUACAACGACACCAACACCAUCAACCACCACCACCAGCACUGAACCUCCUACAACAACCACAACUACCACUACUGCUCCCCCUCCAAACCACCACCACCAGCACUGAACCUCCUACAACAACCACAACAACCACAACUACCACUACUACUCCCCCUCCAAGUACAACGACACCAACACCAUCAACCACCACCACCAGCACUGAACCUCCUACAACAACCACAACAACCACUACUACUCCCCCUCCAAGUACAACGACACCAACACCAUCAACCACCACCACCAGCACUGAACCUCCUACAACAACCACAACAAAAACCACUACUACUCCCCCUCCAAGUACAACGACACCAACACCAUCAACCACCACCACCAGCACUGAACCUCCUACAACAACCACAACAACCACUACUACUCCCCCUCCAAGUACAAGGACACCAACCACCAGCAGCAGCACUGAACCCCCUACAACAACCACAACUACCACUGCUACUCCUACUCCGAAUACAACAACAACAGCGAAACCCCCUACAACAACCAAAUCACCAACUACUGUCCCAACAUCUACCACAACAUCUACAUCUACAUCUACUGUGACUAUACCAACAACAACACGCUGCUUCUGUACAAUGGAUGGAAAUAUAUUUUUCGAAGGUGAUAUAAUAGAAGUGGGCAUGCACAGAGGCAUGUGCUAUCAGGCCAACUGCUCCUGGGAGUGUGAAGUAGUUUACAACUAUUGGGAUUGUCCCACCACUACGCCACCGCCAACCACAGCUACAACCACAACAGAGCCAACAACGACUACAACAGCACCAACCACAACUACAACCACAACAGAGCCAACAACGACUACAACAGCACCAACCACAACUACAACCACAACAGAGCCAACAACGACUACAACAGCACCAACCACAACUACAACCACAACAGAGCCAACAACGACUACAACAGCACCAACCACAACUACAACCACAACAGAGCCAACAACGACUACAACAGCACCAACCACAACUACAACCACAACAGAGCCAACAACGACUACAACAGGGCCAACCACAACUACAACUAUAUCUAUAAAAACAGAACAUCCUACUAGUACAACUCCAGAUUCUAAUUCACAGAUAUCCACAACCACAUCCACAUCUACAUCUACACCCACACCCACACCUACACCCACACCCACACCAUGUCCAUUCGAGAAUGGGACUAUUCUACCUGGAGAAUCUAUGUGGAUUUGUGACUGUGUCCAGGCCUUUUGCAUUUCAAACGGCUCGUGGAUUUUAGAACCCAUAAAGUGCGAACCACCGCCUGAGCCCACAUGUUCCAAUGGGCGUGCUCCUGUCCGUGUGAUGGAUAAGAAUAACUGCUGCUGGCACUGGGAAUGUGACUGUUACUGUACCGGCUGGGGAGACCCACAUUAUAAGACCUUUGAUGGCCUCUACUACAGUUACCAAGGCAACUGUACCUACACCCUGGUGGAAGAGAUUGUAAAAACCAUCGACAACUUUGGAGUGUACAUUGAUAACUAUCACUGUGAUCCAAGGGAACCAGUGUCCUGUCCACGUACUCUCAUUAUAAAGCAUGAGACUCAGGAUAUACACAUACACACACUCUCAUCUGUUCCUAUCAAAAUAGAGGUACUCGUAAAUGGGCAGGUUGUGAAUUUACCUUAUACAAAAUAUGGUGUGAAAAUUCAUCAGUUAGGUAUGAAUUACAUGGUGGAAAUUCCUGAUUCGAGGAUAAAUAUAACUUUCAACGGCAUAUCUUUCACUAUUCGGAUGCCCUAUGAACUAUUUGGCAACAACACCCAGGGCCAGUGUGGUACAUGCACCAAUAAUACAGCAGAUGACUGUCGGCUGCGCAAUGGAGAACUUGCAGAAAACUGUGUACAAAUGGCAGAUGACUGGUUUAUUACUGAUGACUCCAAACCCCAUUGCCCCCGAUUGCCCCCAAGUCAGAUCACAACAGUCCCCCCACCCUGCGAACCAUCUCCGCUCUGUGAACUUUUACUUAAGGGUGAAUUCGCAAAGUGCCAUGAUGCUGUUGAUUAUGAAAACUUCUAUGCAGCCUGCGUGUUUGAUAACUGCAGGAUUCCCAACCGUGGCAUGGAAUGUGCAAGUCUUCAGAUCUAUGCAUUAACCUGUGCAGACCAAGGUGUCUGCAUUGAUUGGAGAGGGCUUACCAAUGGCACAUGUGGCGUCAGCUGCCCAUCUAACAAAGUUUACAAAGCAUGUGGUCCUUCUCAAGAGGAGACUUGCAAAUCAGGCUUAAUAGGAGUCAACCAAACCCAACAAAUUGAAGGCUGCUUCUGCCCUGAAGGGACAACACUUUAUGAUGCUGGUGUGGAUGUUUGUGUGAAAACCUGUGGAUGUGUUGGGCCAGAUAAUAUACCAAGGAAGUUUGGGGAGCAAUUUGAGUUUGACUGUAAGAAGUGCAGUUGCCUGGAAGGAGGCAGCGGUAUUACCUGUGAGCCCCUCAAAUGUCCAUCAGAUGAUGAUGUCAACAACUGUGAAGGAGAGGGAUUCUACAAGAUCACUGAAGUCAAUCCUGAUAACAAAUGCUGCUCUAAAACCACUUGCGUAUGCAAUGCCACUGACUGCACAACAGAGCCUCCUAAAUGUCAGACAGGGUUUGCGUUAGUUUCUGAAACUCCUGCAGGCUCCUGCUGUCCUAUUUACCGAUGUGAUCCCAAAGAUGUUUGUGUGGCCAAUGGUAAUGAAUACGCGCCUGGCUCUCAGAUCUUAGGAGAUAAGUGCCAGACAUGUGUCUGCACAAAGCAAAAAAACAACAAUACUUCGCUGAAUUCGAUCAGUUGCAGCCACAUCCCAUGUCCAACGACGUGUGACCAAGGAUAUACUCUUACUCCUCAGCACGGUGAAUGUUGUAGUACGUGUGUGCAGACAAGCUGUGUUGUACGAACACCUGAGAAAGAUGUUUUCAUCUUAAGACCUGGUGAGCAACGGAGUGCUCCACAUGACAACUGCACCAUUUACAGCUGUGUGAACAUAAAUAGGCAGCUGGUCUCCUCCACCUCUUCAAUAAGCUGCCCACCAUUUAACGAGCAGAGAUGUCAGCCUGACACCAUUGCGUAUUUGCCCAGUGGCUGCUGUAAAACUUGCAAGCUCAAAGAUAACCCAGAACCAAUGGCACCAUGCUCUCUCUCUGAAAUGAAGGACUAUAUUGUUCAUGAUGGUUGCCGUUCAACAGACAUGGUCACUGUGGCCCAGUGUGAAGGACAUUGUGGAACUUCCUCAUUGUACUCGGCUGAAGCCAACUCCAUGGAACACAAGUGCACUUGCUGCAGAGAGUCAAAUGUGUCUCAAAAUGAGAUAACGCUGGUGUGCCCUGAUGGGAAAAACAAGAAACACAAGUACCUUCAGGUGGAAUCUUGCGAGUGCCUCAACACCAAUUGCAACAGUUCACACGAGUCCCAGAAGAACACAGAAGAAAAUAGCAUGGAAGACUUCCAGGAAGAUGAACAGAAUGCCGUGGUUCGUAUCAGGAGGGCCAUUGGUUCGGCAAAGAGAAGGAUGGGAAUAUAAUGAGAUAAUCAACAGGUUACAAGUGAAAAGAAAAGUUAUACAGACAACCCAUGGUUUCAUUUUUCAAAAAUAAUUCUCUGCUUCCCCUUGCUUUCCACAUGCCUCUUAAAUCUGUGCCCUUUUUGACUGUUUCCCCUUAUGAUUGCUUUAUUUAUUUGUGUUAAACAAAAAAAAAGUGCAAGUCAUUGUUCCCUGUGUGUAACAAAGUUUUAUGUUUUGGACUUUUGAAUCAUUUUCUUUUCUGCUUUAAAUAAUUAAAAGCACAUUUAAAUAAUUAAAAGCACAUUUAAAAACCGAAGUCUAUGCAUCCAGUU
Zootoca vivipara (common lizard) is the source of this 10816-nucleotide messenger RNA. NCBI's taxonomy places the organism in Eukaryota, Metazoa, Chordata, Lepidosauria, Squamata, Lacertidae. The record is from RefSeq and is a predicted model, not a curated record.